UGGUCAUCCCCUUACUCUGCAGUCUCUGUCAUCCCCUGUACUGUCUGCAGUCUCUGGUCAUCCCUGUACUGUCUGCAGUCUCUGGUUAUGUCCGCAGACUGUACUAUAUGUCCGCAGUCUCUGGUCAUCUCCUGUAGUAUGUCCGCAGACUCUGGUCAUCUCCUGUACUGUGUCCGCAGUCUCUGGUCAUCUCCUGUACUGUGUCCGCAGUCUCUGGUCAUUCCCUGUAGUAUGUACGCAGACCCUGUAGUAUGGUCCGCUCUCUGUACUGUGUGUCCGCAGUCUCUGGUCAUCUCCUGUACUGUGUCUGCAGUCUCUGGUCAUCCCCUGUACUGUGUCUGCAGUCCAUUGGUUCCAAAUAUUUUUUUUCUUGUUUUUCACCUCUAA
Staurois parvus is the source of this 387-nucleotide messenger RNA. NCBI's taxonomy places the organism in Eukaryota, Metazoa, Chordata, Amphibia, Anura, Ranidae. The record is from the annotation of a GenBank genome assembly.